AUGGUAGACGCGGUAAUGUCGUUGAAUAUCACUGUGAAAAGUGAAGAUUCCGAGUCCUUUGACGAUGAAGACGAAUCAUCUUCGCUGCUUUCGGGCAAAAGAGCCACGGAGUCUGCAGCUCGUCAUGAUAUUUCUCCGGGAGAAGGCGGUCCAAUAGAAGACCAUGCAGGAUAUUCAACACAGCAUGGGCGGCUAGCAACUAAAACCACCAGCAAACCCAUCGUACUGUAUCCUGUGAGUGCUGACCGUUUCUUUUCCUCUACUUCUGCAGAUGGCAAAACCAUCUUAAAGAUAGCUCCAGCCGCAGUCAUGACCCUCCCGACUCCUCGGCCUCCUCCCCAGGUUUCCCCAGAGUUCUCCUACCAGGCCAUUGUGUACUUGAUCGAAGCAGUGGGGCGCCGCUGGAGCCUGUACGGGACCCGGGAGCGUUCGCAGCUCUUCCAGAGUGUGCAGAAGGAGUUGGAGGAGCAGGGUCAUUGUCUUCCUGUUGAGAAGAUCCGCCGCAAGUGGAACAACUUGAUCGUCACCUACAAGAGGGUCAAAUACAGAGGCAGGGAGACCGGCCAGGCCAGAACCUCCUGGGAGUACUUUGAGAUGAUGGAUGCCAUGCUUGGUGACACCAUCGGCGCCGAGACCACUAGCAGCCCUACCCUAGUAACCAGCAUCCCUAAGGUGAACGUCGCCACGGAAACCGCCAAAACAGAGCAGAAGCCCCUCCUUCCCCAUGGCAACCUCAUCACUGCAUGCACUCGGACACUCACCCUUGUCCCCUCCUCCCUCCCACUCCACACGCCAGUUCCCUCCACCCUCCCUCUCUACACCUUUGUCAGAUCCCUACCUCCCGCUACCCCCGUCCGCUCCUCCCUCCCUCUUCCCACCCCCUUGGACACACCCUCCCCCAGGAUAGCCAAUAACACAGACCCUCUACAGCCAAACCCCUCCCCUGCUCCGGUCGCACAGCCCCCUGCCUCCCGUCACAUCCCCUCCAACCUCAGCCGCAUAGACCUCCGCAGAAAGAAGCGCUGUCGCUUCUCCUCCAAGGGAUCCUCCAUUACCUCCCUUCUGGCCCAGCAGCAGAAGCGAGCAGAAGAAGGCACCUCCUUGCUGCAGGAGUUCCUGAGGAGGCAGGAGGGGCAGGCCAAGGACGAGCAGGGGCGUCGCAGCAGGAUGGAGGCCCGGGGGAGGAGGCGCGAGAGGAGGGAGGCGCGCAUGGCAGAGUCCCUGGGUAGGAUGGCCACGGCUCUGGAGCUGCUUUCCUCCAAACAGGACACAGUCAUUGCCCUGCUGCAGAGACUGGCUGAGAGAGACAGGAAGUGACAGUCAUCGCCCCGGGUUGUCACUAACUUCUAUAGCCACAAAGCCAUAAUUAUGGCUAAACCCCGCCUAUUUUUACUAUUCAUCUUCUUAAAUUUAGAUUUUUAAACCUAACAUUAACCACACUACUAACCUUAUGCCUAAUCUUAAAAUAAGUACAAAAAGCUCAUGUUUGUUUUCAUGAAUUUUGAGUUUAUGGCUAUAUAAUCUAGUGGAAACGUUGCUGCAGAGACUAGCUGAAGUGACACUGUAAUCGCCCUACUGCAGAGCCUGGCCGAGAGACGGGGAGGCUGACUCAGCAUGCGACCGAAGGGGUACUCUUUUUCCCUAUAUUGUGCACUCUCUAUGAGCUAAAACCCAGUGAAAACCCACCUUGUGUCCCAGGUCUAAAUUGGUCCCUGAUUAGAGGGGAACUGGGUUCGAGGUUCAUAUUCGAAUUUGCAUAAUGUAAGGAAUAGGGUGCCAUUUUGGACGCGAGACUCAGAUAAUGUUAAUUGAUUGUGUUGUAGAAUUUACAAUGGAAUAACAAUUUUGAUUGAUUAAAUGGUUAAUUAAUUAAUGAUUGAUCAUGAUAAUCAAAGUAAUUUACAAUAGCAGCAUUUGUUUGCAGCAGUUAUGGUUGGAGAAACCGGUGUGGUGAGUGGAAACCACAAUUUAGGCCUACACAGAUGGAUAAGGAUUGUGAAAUAGUAGGUGAGACUUGUUCUCACUAGUCUGGCAUCUGGUCCAACCAGUAACUCCCGAAACACACACACACACAGCCUUCUCAACGGUUUGAUUGUCAGGCAGCAUGCAUGAGGCCGAUUCAGACCGAGGCAGAUGCAGACACUCUGAGACAGGCUAACAACCAUAGAGAACAGCACCUGUAGCUACAGUAAGUGAAUUGUUUGACAAAGAUUAUCUUAAAUGAUAGCAAUGUUUUCUAAAUUGGUGUUUUCAUAGUGUUGCCGGCUUGUACAAAAAACAACAGAAACAUACUGUAUAGUCAAGGUGCGUAAAUCGAAUCAUUGAGGAUGACACAAAAGUCUCAACUUAUUUCCAUCGUGGUUCUCUAACCUAUAGAUGCAACCAGUACCUCAGUGAUGGAGAGGGAUCUCCUUAGAAGAGGCACCUUCAGUGGUCAACAUGAGACAGACUGAAGGAACUGAUCCACUCUGAGGGGGUGGGGAUAUCAGAUAACCAAAUUCUGGUUUCACCUUUCGCUAAGAAAAACAGGUUGCCUCAACUCAUCCAAUGGAGACAGAAACAAUGAGAGAGUGAUUGACUGUACAGUUUAGGUGAUUCAGUAAAAAAAAACAAUUGUUCGUAAAAAAACAAAACGAUGGGAGAGGGAACAGAGAGAGACAGAUCGUUCUCCAUCCAGGGGAGAAGAAAAUACGAGAAGGACGUAGGAGGAGGGGGUAGAUGCUGGAGCAUCAUGGGACGUCAGUGGGCGUUUGUAAGGGCCACACUGAUAGUGGUGAGUCUGGGAGCUCUCUUUCUCUCUCUUGGAGCAUGGACAGUACUGGGACUGGAAGACAUACAGGAGGAGAGUCCAGGAGAAGCGGAGUCACUGCCACCAGCAAGACCGCUGGACUACCACCUCUGUGUGGAGCUGGUGUUGAGAACCACAGCCAGAGGGGGUGCCAUCGGGCUUCUGAGAGGACUAGCAGCCAUCUCAGUGGUCUGGAUAGCAGAGGUCCUGUCUGGGUCUAAUGGCCUGGUUGCAUCGGUCCUCCGCGCCCCCUUCUUGGGGCUUCUGAUCGGGCUGGGGGUGGGUGCUGCAGAUGGGGUGGGCAGGGUGGAGGAGCUCCUAGAGCCUGGGGUGUGGUGGGAGGUUGUGGGUAACGGGGUGAGCGGGACCGGGGUGGGGGCCAGGGUGGCUGCAGUGAGUGGGGUGGUCAUCGCUGGUUUAAUGAGCAUCAUGACGGUCAGGGCAGUGAAGAAUGUGGCAAAGAGUGGCGAGAUCAGGAUGGCACAGUUCAUUACCGUGUCAGUGGCUGUGGGGGCUGCUAGGAUGGUGCUGUGUUUGGCUCCCGGGUGCAUGGCCACAGGAGCCUUGGUAGUAUCCAUCCUAGGGACACGGAGGGACCUCCACAACUUGGGGGCCCUAGUUGUGCUGGGGUUGGGGUGGUGUGCAGGGCAAAGGUGGCUUGGUGGUGGUGUGUCAGUUUUCUUGGUGUGGGAUAAAUUGGGGCAACUCUCACCCAGACAUCUAAUAGGAAGGUUAGUGGGCUUGACUGUAGCUGUGGUUGGAUCCAUGUGCCUGGGGUUCUCUCUGCAGAUGUACUCAGCUCUGGUCAGUGUGUUACUGGGUGCUUCUAUAGCCUUUCUGUCCUGGAGGGGUGGGGAGGCUGUUUGUAAAGUUUUUGCUGAGGUGGUAGAGAGAUUAUUUGCAGCUAUAAGCAUCAAUACAUAUCAUGGACAAGAAGAGAGACUUUUGAAUACCUUUGGAUGGGGAAAGAGGCCUCUCGAUGCUUGACAUAUUUGUCUUCGAAUUUUGUUGUGAUUAAUUACUGUGAUUAGUUGUCUAAAAUGCAUUUAUUUCCCGACAUGACUGUUACAAAUGUUAAAAGUUUAGAAUUUGUCAAAUAGGGCUGCAGAAAGUACAUUUUGUAGUGAACUUUAAUAUUUGCAACCACAAAACACAAUAAAACUACAUACCCUUUU
Oncorhynchus tshawytscha (Chinook salmon) is the source of this 3963-nucleotide messenger RNA. RefSeq lists its product as uncharacterized. The transcript is spliced from 4 exons. Bases 1 to 1317 code for a protein of 438 amino acids. Lineage: Eukaryota; Metazoa; Chordata; Actinopteri; Salmoniformes; Salmonidae. The record is from RefSeq and is a predicted model, not a curated record.